GGUUGAUCAUAGUUGGAUAAAAAAUUACAGCCACACUAAACGUAACAGCUCAUUCUCAAAUCCCAGCGUCACUAACCAAUAAUAUAACGCCACGUUGUACAGACCAUGCCUCAGCUUUUACUUUCUUGAGGAAAACCGAUUUUUUAUUGGCAGUUAUAAACCUUACGUCACCGUCAUGUCCUCACGACUUUUAACCUGCUCCAGUGCUCAAUAACUCGACCAUGGCUUCCCUCCUCCGGUAAAGCCCUAAAGUUUGCAAAGUUAUCAAAAUCCCCAAAUAUUUCUCUAUCUCUCGCUCUCUCUCUCUUCGGGCUACCCUUACCUUCUCCGAUCUGCGAGAGGGGGAAAUCGCUGUAACUGGGUUUUGAUUGCGGAGAAGGGUCAUUUUGGAUAAAGCUUUCGUUUUAGAGUUUUAACUAAAGAUGAAGAACGUUGAGCGUGUAGCGAAUUUGGCUUUAGCAGGUUUAACAUUAGCACCCCUUGUUGUGAAGGUAGAUCCUAAUUUAAAUGUUGUUUUAACUGCCUGCCUCACUGUUUUUGUGGGCUGCUAUCGAUCGGUGAAGCCAACGCCGCCUACUGAGACAAUGUCAAAUGAACAUGCCAUGCGCUUCCCUUUUGUUGGGAGUGCGAUGCUGCUAUCGCUAUUUUUACUCUUUAAGUUCUUAUCCAAAGACUUGGUUAACGCUGUAUUGACAAGCUACUUCUUUGUUCUUGGGAUCAUUGCUCUCUCGGCAACAUUGUUACCUGCUAUCAAACGUUAUUUACCUAAGCAUUGGAAUGAGGACCUUAUAGUAUGGCGCUUUCCAUAUUUCCGCUCUUUGGAGAUUGAGUUCACAAGAUCUCAGGUUGUUGCUGCAAUCCCCGGAACCUUUUUCUGUGCAUGGUAUGCUUCACAGAAGCAUUGGCUUGCUAAUAAUAUAUUAGGCUUGGCCUUCUGCAUUCAGGGAAUUGAAAUGCUUUCUCUAGGGUCUUUCAAGACUGGUGCCAUCCUCUUGGCUGGACUUUUUGUGUAUGAUAUUUUCUGGGUUUUCUUCACCCCAGUUAUGGUUAGCGUUGCGAAGUCUUUCGAUGCUCCUAUAAAGCUUUUGUUUCCUACAGGGGAUUCUACACGCCCAUUUUCUAUGCUUGGACUUGGUGACAUAGUGAUCCCUGGUAUUUUUGUAGCCCUGGCUUUGCGAUUUGAUGUUUCUAGAGGGAAACAAGGCCAGUAUUUUAGGAGUGCGUUUUUGGGUUACACAUUUGGCGUGGUUCUUACCAUUGUAGUAAUGAACUGGUUUCAGGCUGCACAGCCUGCGCUGUUAUAUAUUGUCCCAGCUGUUAUUGGUUUUCUGGCCGCACAUGUUAUAUUUAAUGGCGAAAUCAAACCGUUGUUGGAAUUUGACGAGUCAAAAGCCUCUCAAGAAGAUGAAGAUGACAAAGUUAGCAGCAAGAAGGAGGAAUAGUUUGAGAAGCUCAUAACCUAAAACUUCCCUUUUUAGAUGAAUACUUUUUUUUUUUUAUUAUCAACUUUCUUCUUUUUCUUAUUUCCAAGGUCCCAAAACGGCCUUAGAGAACGCAUUUUGGCUAAUUCUUAUGCUGCUCCACACCCCAUGUAACAGAUUUGUUAAUGAAGGAAAUAAUAUAUUUUCAGCUUAUAAUA
Molecule: messenger RNA, 1639 nt
Organism: Cannabis sativa
Lineage: Eukaryota; Viridiplantae; Streptophyta; Magnoliopsida; Rosales; Cannabaceae
Product: signal peptide peptidase
Exons: 12
Coding region: 423-1442 (339 amino acids)
Biological process (GO): membrane protein proteolysis
Cellular component (GO): cytoplasmic side of endoplasmic reticulum membrane; lumenal side of endoplasmic reticulum membrane; membrane
Molecular function (GO): aspartic endopeptidase activity, intramembrane cleaving
Source: RefSeq, a predicted model, not a curated record